This is a messenger RNA of Melampsora larici-populina 98AG31, 1242 nucleotides long. RefSeq lists its product as uncharacterized. Lineage: Eukaryota; Fungi; Basidiomycota; Pucciniomycetes; Pucciniales; Melampsoraceae. The coding region runs from base 1 to 1242 and encodes 413 amino acids. The transcript has 3 exons. The record is from RefSeq and is a predicted model, not a curated record.
AUGUCCACUGAAUCUCAAACCGACUCCGUAUUCCUACCCACUUCGAUUCUACAGUAUGUUGGAGUUGAAUCUGGUACCCCUCGGCUUGAUCCUGAACUGGUUAUAGAGAGAGCUACUACUUCUGAGAUCCGAGAAAUCCUGGUUUUGUUCUUACCUCAUUUUAUUUUUGAUGAAACUGAAAAAGACAAUCGAGAACUCCUCAUAAGUAUAUUUGAAAAAUCGGUCGCAAGACGUCUAUCUUACGUGGUCAUGCCGAGUCACAACUCUCCUCCGAACUACUUCAAAGCCCCUUUAGAGCGUCCACGAUACUCCGCUCAUGAAUUCCCUAGGAUAAUCACAUCAGAAUCUGAAAUCGACUCUGAACGCAUGAGUAUGUUCCAGGCGUACGGUCUCUCAAGACCUCACGAUGGGAACUAUCGUUUAGCCUCGGAGGGCCUCAUUGUAUUUAUCCGACGUUACAAGCACCUCAAUAAAGACGAAAUCAACGAGAUUGAGUCUUUUUGCAAACAUGCUGGUGACGCCCUCCACGAUAGCACCACGUACCUUCAAGAUACUCAUGAGUCCAUCGAGGGGAUCCGGCUUCUGUUACGUGAGGUCAAUCUAUCGUCCAAAGAGCACCGCCGAUUGGAAAACGAGCUCAAUGCUUUGAUGACGAAACUCAAGUCACGUGAGAAAACUUUCGAUCUAAAAGUUGAACAAGCUGGUUUUAUUUCUGCUUUGGUGGAGCAUCACAAGAAACUUUCUGACAAAGGUCAAUGGUACUUCCCUGCAGACACACUCAGUUCUUUAUCGCAGCACGUUGAUCAAGGUGGAGUCGACGGCAAGCCUCACGACUCCAAAAUCCAUGCGGCUCAUGGAAAGCUUCAAGUGGGCAUCGACGAUACUGCAUCUGCUAUUGCUGAUGCAUAUGAAGAUUCUCUAGUUGCACUUCAUGAGAGUGUCUCAUCCCUCGAGAAUGCUCAUAAGGCAAUCGAAGUGAUCCAUCUGCUUUUAAGUCAGGCUGAACUCAUGCCAAUCCAACGUAAACUACUUGAAAAUUCCCUCGAAAGAAAGCUCACAGCCUUGAAUUCACGUAAGGUGAUAUUCAAUCAAAUUGUUCGAGAGAAUGGGCGUAUCUCGGCAUUGGCGGAGUACCAGGAGAACCCGUUUGUUGAAAGUGCGUCGGAUAUCGCUGGAAAUUCAAAUAUAAGUCCUUUAUUGAAAGAUGUUGAAGGAGACAAACCCUCUGAGGAAGCUUAUUGA